This is a messenger RNA of Naegleria fowleri, 939 nucleotides long. RefSeq lists its product as uncharacterized. The record is from RefSeq and is a predicted model, not a curated record. Gene Ontology annotation, cellular component: lysosome. NCBI's taxonomy places the organism in Eukaryota, Heterolobosea, Eutetramitea, Acrasida, Naegleriidae. Bases 1 to 939 code for a protein of 312 amino acids. The transcript is spliced from 2 exons. Gene Ontology annotation, molecular function: cysteine-type endopeptidase activity.
AUGAAAAACCUCUUCCUUGCCACCGUUCUUGCUCUCCUCGCAGCAGCAUGCUUGGUCUCUGCCCAAUCUCAUCUCGACAAACCAGUCCACGAUGCCUUCCUCAUCGAACGUAUCAAUCGUGAUUCCAGCGUUGGUUGGACCGCCACCAAAUAUGCCAAAUUCAGCGACAUGAGUCUCCGUGAUGCUCGUAAAAUGUUGGGUACCGUUCUCAUUGAUCCAGUGCAUAAUCUUCCAAAGAAGAGUGUCUUGAGUGCUCGUGCUCCAGCUCAAUCCUUUGAUGCUCGUACCAAAUGGGGUAAAUGUGUCCAUGCCAUUCGUGAUCAACAACAAUGUGGUUCCUGCUGGGCUUUCUCUGCCUCUGAAGUCUUGAGUGAUCGUUUCUGUAUUGCUUCCAAUGGAACUAUUGAUGUCAUCUUGUCUCCUGAAUACAUGCUUCAAUGUGAUACUUCUGACUAUGGUUGUGAUGGUGGUUAUUUGAACAAUGCUUGGAAUUUCUUGGCUACUACUGGUAUUCCAACUGAUAAUUGUGAUCCAUACACUUCUGGAGGUGGUGAUGUUGGAAGCUGUCCAACUGCAUGCAACAAUGGUGCAGCAAUCAAAUUGUACAAGGCCAAGAAUCCACAACAAUUGAAUACUAUUACUGACAUUCAAAAUGAUUUGCAACAAAAUGGACCAGUGCAAGCUGCCUUCUCAGUCUAUCAAGAUUUCUUUUCAUACAAGAGUGGUGUUUAUAGACACGUGAGUGGAUCAUUGGCUGGUGGUCACGCCAUCAAGAUUGUUGGUUGGGGAGUUACUUCUGACGGACAUAAUACUCCAUAUUGGAUUGUUGCCAACUCGUGGGGAGUUGACUGGGGUUUGGAUGGAUUCUUCUGGAUUUUGAGAGGAAAGGAUGAAUGUGGAAUAGAAGACAAUGUUUGGAGUUCAGGAGUUUUACUUUAA